AUGAAUAUCCUACUUCUUGCUUUACUGUCUCUUGCCACACCGAUCCUUGUCGGCGCCCUCCCUACGAGUCUUGUCUCCGAGUCGCGCAGUGUGUCUCAAGCACUCUUCAACUCUCUCGAAGAGCUUGCCCGCAUCGUCGACAUCGCCUAUUGCGUAGGUCUGACCGGCAUUCACAAGCCGUUCCAAUGCCUCAGUCGUUGUGAUGACUUCAGGGGUUUCGAGCUGGUCUCUACCUGGCAUACUGGCCUUCUCUUGGCUGAUUCCUGCGGCUACAUCGCGCUCUCCCACCCUCCUCACCCGAAACGUAUCAUCGUUGCAUUUCGGGGCACAUACUCUAUUGCAAACACUAUAGCCGAUCUGUCGACGAUACCGGCAGAAUUUGUGCCGUUUCCAGCUGACGGGGGGGCAGGAGAUGGGAUUUGUGCUUCAGCAAUUCAGGAUAAGAGAUCAUUUACAGUCCAGGAAAGAGGGAGCGAUGAGCCUCCGCUGGAGGAUAAAUGCGAAAAUUGCACGGUCCAUCUGGGUUUCAUGACAUCCUGGAAGAAUACCCGGUGCAUCAUUAUUCCACAUAUCGAGAAAGCAUUGGACGAAUACCCCGACUAUCAGCUCACCUUGGUUGGACAUUCUCUUGGUGGUGCGGUCGCCGCCCUGGCCUCACUAGAGUUCCAAGCAAGGGGUUGGGAGCCUGUGGUCACCACCUUCGGUGAACCACGUAUUGGCAAUCAAGCCCUGAGUUCGUACAUUGACAAACACUUCAGCUUGUCAAAUCAGGACUCGGCAAGGCAUAGGUAUCGUCGAGUCACACACGCAAAUGAUCCAGUGCCGCUCUUACCGCUCGAAGAAUGGGGUUACACAGCGCAUGCAGGAGAGGUCUUCAUAUCCAAGUCCGACCUGCCGCCUACUGUGGCAGAUUUGCAGCACUGCGACAGCGACGCAGAUCCUCGGUGUAUCGCUGGGCCGAAUGACUCGGUCAUCCAUGCCAAUACCAGCUUACAAGAACGAUACGCAUGGCACAUCCCAACCCGCUACAGGCUCUGGGAGCUGUUUUUUGCUCACCGGGACUAUUUCUGGCGAUUAGGGUUAUGUGUUCCGCACUCACCACCUCCUAACCACGAUAUCAGCAUCAAACCAAACCAAACCCAACCCCACCAUGUCCUCUUCUUCCUCCGCCUCCCCGCCACCUAUACCACAGAAGAGCGCGAGCUCUCGCUGAUCUCGAAACUGUCGCUGCGCCUCGCCCUCGCCCAGACGCCGGCCCAGCUCCAACCGCUCCUGACGGCCUACCUGGCGCCGUUGCUGCUGAAGCUGGCCUCUGGGCACGCGAGCGUGCGCCAGAAGACGCGCGAGGCGUGUCUGGGCGUCGCGAGGGUGCUGCGCGGCGAGCCCGGCACCAGCGUGCAGCUGCCGGUGCAGCUGCCGCUGCCGAGGCUGUUGGGGCAGUUUAGGGAGUUCGCGUCGUCGUCGUCAGCGGGAGGAGGAGGGGAGGGCCAGGAUCUGAGGGACGAGGUGAGGAGGUUUGGCUUGGUGUUUAUUGGCGUCGGGUUGGCGAGGUGGCGGGCGCAGGGUGGUGGAGGGGAGGAGGGGGUGAGGGAGGAGAGGGAGUUGGUGGGGAGGCUGCUCGCUCUGCCUAUGCCUCUGCCUCUGCCUCUUUCUCGGUCCUUGUCCUCGUCUACCUCCGAUCGCGCUGGCGAGACUAUGACGACUACGGGCAGCGGAGAGGCCUACGACGGCGACGUACAGGUCAGGAUACGAGAAGAGCUCAUGACGCUCGAUACCCGCCUCUACAUCCAAGGCUUCUAUUUCCUCCUCAGACUCCUACCGAUAUGGGCUGCUUCCUUCCCCGAACGCGGCUCAAAAGAAGACCUCGAACUGAAAACCACCCUCAAUCUAUCCCCGCGCGAAACCAGUUUUCUAGCCAAAUGGCUGUCGAAAUUCCUCCUCGCGGACGCCCAGGCCUUUGCCGCCCCCAAGAAACCCACUAAUCAAGACUCGAACACCGAUGCGGAGACCGAGAUCCUCCCCGCCCUACCCGGCCUCACCGCCGCAGAACGCUCCAUCUUCGCGGCCUGGGCGGCCACAAAGCGAGAAUCGACCAAGUCCGCCGCAGAGUUUGAAGCCUUGAUCACCCAGACAAAGAUCGCCGUCGCAAAGUUUCUGUUCACGGCCGUCUUUACCGACGAAGAACGCUUCUUACCUGCCGUGAUCAUGGGCGCGGAUGAUACGAAUCUGGGACUGUUUCGGGUUGCGGACACGAUGUUCAAGCAGUGUGAUUUCGAUCUAAAGUCGGAGAGGGCGGUGGAGGAGCUUUUUGAGUCGUAUUUUGGGAUGGGUGGCGGGGCUGUUAACACGGAUGGUGGUGUGUAUGGGGAGAAGAUGGAAAUUGUUGCUGAUGCUGACGAGCAGCAACGGCAAGUGGAAGUCAAGGAGACUCAGUGGUCGCUCCCAGCAAAACCGAAACUGCGGAUCCGGAUUCUGGGGUUAUUAGCUAAGAGCAAGCGGGCCACGAUGAAUACCAGGGCGAUUGUGAAGAUGAUUGAUCAGCAGUUUGUCGACAAGGUCACUGAUUUCGGUCUGGAAGCGACGAAGCUAAGGACUGCACUGUUCAAUUUCUUGAAUUGGGCUUCGAGGGUUGCUUCUGAGGCGGACGUUCUGGCUAUUGCUCCACAGGCGCUCGAGGGAUUCAGAGACUAUAUCAUGCAUCAGGGAUGGCCCAAUCCGGAUGAGGUUACCGGAAAGCCGUUGUCACGACCUGAACUGGAAAUGAGAGGCAAAGCAUAUGAGAGUAUUGGGAUCUGGGCUGCGAGGAUGGAUGUUGCUCCAGACUUGGAUCCUCCUGGCAUUGGACAAGAAGUCGCCAAGAUGCAGCUCGUGAGGUUUUUGUUCACCAGUUUACGAUGCGACGCAUCUAGUCCGGACAUCCAAGUCUCGAUCGAAUCUGCGCUGGGCCGUGUGCUCAACAGACUAGCGGCAUCAAUGGACGAGAGCAUGACAAGCGAGCUGCGGACUCUAUUGACCAACCAAAUCAAUACCGAGGUAGGAGACGUCAAUAGCGAGGAUGGAUACAAAACAGUGAGGAGCACCAAAUUUGCCGCUGUCCGGUUUGCCAAUCGUUGUCUUCCAUUCUCGGAUUGCCAAGCGCGGUGGAUGGAUCUGCUGGCGAUAGGUGCCGGCUCAGUUGGCCAAAGACAGGAGCUAGUUGAAGAGGGCACGAAAGGCCUUGACCCGUACUGGUGGUCUACGUUGAAUGGCCUGCAAACAACGGCAAACGAAUUGAUUUUCCCAAGAUUCGAGGAACUUGUGGAAUACUUCUUUGGCGGUGCGAAUGGCGAGAACAUGCUCCGAGAGCCACGACAAGAGUAUCGAUUCGCGCUCCCACAUGCUGUCGCGUUCUGCCGCAACGUCCUUCUUCGAGAGACUCUCCUGUCGGCAGGUCUGCCGGUUUCGGCUGAGUCGGACUGGGAGAAGAAGCUGGACGCACUUGUGGCAACGGAUGACAAUGUCAGAUCGACAGUUCGGAAUCAUCUGAGAAAGGUCGUUUUGUCUCCUUUGACGACUCUGCUCGAUGCUGCUCUAACUGGCAUGUCACUAGAUCUAGGGCGAUGUCCCGAAUUUGCUACUGAAAUGGGUUCCUUGGUCCCCGAUCAUGUUAUUAGAGGUAUGCUCGACCGCGUGACGAUUAUCAAGCCAACAAGUGUUUCGAACAAUCUUGCCAUACAGCUUCCAGCUGCAAGACUUCUUGGGAUAUUCAUGUCGCAUGCUGAUUAUACAAAGCUGGACCGUGACCAGUUCAUUCGAGGCGCUCUGACCAAGAUUCAUGGUUGGAGAGAUGCUGUUGGUCAGGAUGUUAAUCGUAUCAGGGGCCAUCUGCUGUGUGUGACUUUUAUUCUUAGCAGACAAGCUAUGCGCCGCACGCUGCCAGCCGAAGAAGAUAAUAUUUCAGAAUUUGUGAAGCUUGUCCUUGAGCUGAUAGUGGAAGCAAGAGAUGUUGCUCUCCGAAAUGCAGCUCACAUAUCUCUUGGCCAGUUGAUGUUGUGUUUCGGCAGGACUACUCUCACCAAGCUAGAUCUACAGCCAGAGAGCGUCAUGGAACAGCUUUUGAAAGAUUCUAAGAAGGAACAAGAAAGUGCUGUGGUUGCGCUGGGUCGAUUCGUUCGAGGGAUCAGUGGUGACCAGAAAUUGAGCGGGACGACUCAGCAGGCACUGAAAAAUCUGUACACGCUCCACGAAAUCAAACGCCCCGAAUUACAAUUCGCGGUUGGAGAAGCCUUAUCCGUCGCUGCAGCAGGUUGGCAUUCAAAAGCGACAAUUGCAGAAUUCGACCUCGAUGUUGCACGACCAGCACAAAGCGUGGACGAAGUUAUGCUCGAGCAGAUGCUGGAUAAAAUCAUUGAUGACUGCAAAAAUACCAAGCCCUCACUGAAGAAAGCAUCUGCCAUCUGGCUGCUAUGUCUGAUUCAAUACGUGGGCGAUGAAAAAUGUGUGAAGUCUCGCCUCCGCCAAUGUCAAGCUGCCUUCGCAAGUUUGCUUUCUUCUAAAGACGAGAUCGUUCAAGAAACAGGCUCUCGAGGGCUUGGCCUAGUGUACGAGAUGGGAGAGAAGAAUCUAAAGGACGAUCUGGUUCGUGACCUGGUUGCUUCGUUUACAGGAAGCAAUGCAAAGUUAGGAGGAACCGUGACCUCGGAAACUGAACUUUUCGACGCGGGCGCCCUACCAACAGGAGACGGAUCAGUAACCACCUAUAAGGACAUUGUGAGCCUUGCUGGCGAAAUGGGCGAUCCCAGCCUAGUAUACCGAUUCAUGAACUUGGCAUCCAACAACGCAAUCUGGACGAGCCGAUCUGCCUUUGGCCGCUUCGGGUUGGGAAACGUCCUUGCAGAUUCUGCAUACUUGGCUGAGAACAAAAGCUUUUACCCCAAGCUUUAUCGUUAUCGUUUCGAUCCGAAUCCGAAUGUGCAGAAGUCCAUGAACGAUAUUUGGAAUGCGCUGGUCAAGGAUUCCAAUGCGGUGAUUGAGCAGAAUUUUGGUCUGAUUAUAGAGGACCUCCUGAAGAGCGUUGUCACAGGAAAAGAGUGGAGAGUGAGACAAGCAAGUUGCGCAGCUAUUGCAGAUAUCAUUCAAGGGAGAGACGUUGACAAAUAUGAACAGUAUCUCAGCGAGAUAUGGACAAAGGCUUUCAUGGUGUUGGAUGAUAUCAAGGAAACAGUGCGAGUCGCAGCAAUGAAUUUGUGCAGGACCCUGACCAACCUUCUGAUACGCAAUCUCGAGGUUGGCGAGGGAGCAACGAAGCGAGCGCAGAAAAUGCUGGACAAUGCAAUGCCAUUCUUACUGCAGCAACUUGAGUCUGGAGCCGCAAAAGAAGUUCAAGAAUAUGCAAUCAAAACUCUUCUGAAGGUGAUUAAGAAGAGCCCUCCAAAGGCAUUGCAACCAUACGCACCUAUUAUACUGGAGAGUCUGAUAAAAUCGUUGACUUCUCUCGAGCCAGAGGCUAUCAACUAUGUUCACAUGAACGUGGAAAAGUAUGGCCUUACCACAGAGAAACUGGACAGCUUGCGGGUAUCAGGAGUGAGCUCGUCGCCUGCCAUCCAGGCUAUUGAGCGGUGCCUCGAGAGCCUCGACGAGCAGGGCAUGCCAGAAGCCAUGAGAAGACUCGAGGCUUCCUUCAAGACUGUGAUCGGUUUGCCAUCCAAAGUCGGCCUCAGCAGCGUCUUGGUCACCUUAACAGUACAACAUAAUAUGAAGUUUCGUCCAUAUGCAGAUCGAUUUGCACAGCAACUACGCAAACAUCUCUUCGAUCGCAACGAGACAAUUACCAACUCGUACUGCCUGGCCUUAGCGUACGUGUUGAGGAUUGCGACAGAUAAGGAAGUGGAAGAGACAUCUCGCUUCGCCAAGAAUCUGUACUUUGCCUCCGAUGAGACCGGACAUCGUCAUGUCGCAGGAGAGAUCGUGCAUGCAGUAUCCAAAGUCUCGAACGACAGGUUCAUGACAUUUGCUUCAGCAUUCCUCCCAUUUGCAUUUAUUGGUCGCCACGACAUCGACGUGCAGGCUAGAGAGCCAUUCCGGAAGGCUUGGGAAGAAAAUGUCGGAGGCCCUAGAGCAGUCUCCUUGUAUCUCAUGGAUAUUAUUGAUCUUGCCCAACACAUCGACUCGCCCAAAUGGGGCAUCAAGCACACUAUAUCAUCUGCAAUAGCUAAUUUGAUUGUCGCUCUCGAUUCUGCAGUUGAUGGAAAUUAUACCUCGCAGCAGGCAGCGGCUAUAUGGCCUCUCCUGGAGAAGGCCCUGGGCGGAAAGACGUGGGAUGGCAAAGAAGCUGUAGUGGACGCAUUUCCGAUAUUUUUCAAGAAAGCUCAGACCCUAUGGGAAAGCAAGGGUGACCAGGUUGAGAAAGUUGCUUUACGCGAGGCAAAACGCACCAACCCUGCAUAUCGAUCACACGGCAUCACUGCACUAGGAGAGAUUGCACAUAUUCGCGGGAGCCUAGAAUUGGCCGAAAAAGUGCUAACAGCAAUGGAAGACAUUGUGAGAGAAUCGUUAGAAUCUUCAAAAGACAGAAUGGAGAUAGAUGCGGGUGAAGCUUCGCUAGACUCCGAAGCGAAGAGCGAUGCAAGUCUUGAUAAGAUAUUGUCCGCCGUGAUAGCAUGUUGCUUCAAAGCAGUACCAGUCCCGAAGGGUGAGGGAGCCCAGAGUGACACUUGGAGAAUGUUGAUCACCAUUCUGGAACAAUCACUGCCAAUAGGCUCCAGAUUGAGCUACAUGGCAACAUAUGAGGGAAUAAAAACAUUUUUCGCCAAGUUCACGGAGUCAUCUCUACGUCAAGAGAAUAAUAUGGUGGUAAGUCGAGCAAUGACCAUCUCUGCGGAUGCCAGAGGGGUGAAGAUUAUCAAAGACUUAGCGACGCUUUUGCUCCCGGUUUCUCCCCCUGACGGCCAGCGGCGCCUUCCGCCAUAUCUGCCGGAAAAUAGUAAUACCGAGGCUGUCCGAAUGGCACGUGCUCAAGCGCUCCUGGCUUAUGCAUCCUGCCCCUUCCCGGAUGUGCAGGAGAACGAGAAAGCCUCGAUGGCGGUGACGGCGUGGCUUGACAACGAGCGGUCUGGCCCAGUUCGUAAUGUGCUACACGAGGCACAUGCAUCUCUGACAAAGCAAAGGGAGAACAGGCCUUCACCUGGCGGCAGUUGA
This is a messenger RNA of Endocarpon pusillum Z07020, 7176 nucleotides long. RefSeq lists its product as uncharacterized. Gene Ontology annotation, molecular function: molecular adaptor activity. Gene Ontology annotation, cellular component: nucleus; cytoplasm. Gene Ontology annotation, biological process: lipid metabolic process; proteasome assembly. The transcript is spliced from 3 exons. Bases 1 to 7176 code for a protein of 2391 amino acids. NCBI's taxonomy places the organism in Eukaryota, Fungi, Ascomycota, Eurotiomycetes, Verrucariales, Verrucariaceae. The record is from RefSeq and is a predicted model, not a curated record.